AUCUGAUCUUUGAUAUCGCUGCGACUGAGAACAGCAGACAGCAGCAUCUAUGUUUGUAUAUAUCUGUGGUGAAGCGGACCAGACGCUCUCUCUUGUUUGUGAGACUUUAAAAAACUGGUGCACUGAGCGAAAAACCUUUACAGUAAAAUCAAGCAGAGAGCAGAACGAGAACAGAUACCAUGCUGGACACUUUCAUUCUUGCUUGGAUUUUCAUCUUCCUCCUCUUCCUCUUCAUCAGGAUCCAGAGACCCAAGAACUUUCCUCCCGGACCCCGGCCUGUGCCCCUUCUCGGGAAUCUGUUUGAGCUGACCAUUGGCGAUCCACUGAAAGACUUUGAGAGGUUGGCUCAGCGCUAUGGGAACGUUUACAGCCUCUACUUUGGAGGAACACCAGCCGUGGUUCUUAAUGGUUUCAAGGCUGUGAAGGAAGCUCUGGUGAUCAAGGCUGCAGACUUUUCAGGACGUCCACAAAACAUCUUAAUGAGUCAUCUAACGCAAGGAAAUGGGGUCGUAUUUCUCGACUAUGGUCCUGCCUGGAAGGAGCAUCGGCGCUUUGCCCUCACGACCCUGAGGAACUUUGGCAUGGGGAAGCGGUCUAUGGAGGACAGGAUCCUGGGAGAGACCGAACACAUUGUUGCUUGUUUGGACAAAAGUGCUGGAGGCUCCAUCAAUCCUGAGACUUUGUUUCAUAAAGCUGCAUCAAAUAUCAUCUACCUGGUUUUAUAUGGCACUCGCCUUGACUAUGAGGACAAAACCCUCCAAGAAUAUUUUGACCACUACGAUGAAGUUGCAAAGGCUGCCAAUGGACCCUGGGGAACGAUUUAUGAUAUGGUUCCUAUUGUGAGAGCCCUGCCCCUUCCCUUUAAGAAAGCCUUCACACAUUUUGAAGCAAUCAAAGCCAUGAUAGCAAGCAUGGUCAGAAAACACAAGACAUCCAGAAUCCCAGGAGAGCCAGAAAACUUUGUCGACUGCUAUCUGGAUGAACUUGAUAAGGGAGCAAAUAAUGGAUCCUACUUUAAUGAUGCAGAUCUUGUGAGAACCAUCAUGGACCUGCAUGGUGGUGGGACAGAAACCACCUCCAACACCCUCCUAACAGCGUUCCUCUACCUCAUGACCAAACCAGGCAUUCAGGAGAGAUGUCAGAAGGAGAUCGACGAUGUUCUGGAGGGUAGAGCUUACGCGUCCUUUGAGGACAGACACAAGAUGCCCUACACACAUGCUGUGAUCCACGAGUCUCAGCGCAUUGCCAGUUCCUUCCCCCUCAGUGUACCCCACUGCACCACAAAAGACACUGAACUGAUGGGCUACAGCAUCCCAAAGGGUACUCUAAUCAUACCAAACCUCCUGUCAGUGCUGAGGGAGGAAGACCAGUGGAAGUUUCCUCAUGAGUUCAAUCCAGCUAACUUCCUGAAUGAGCAGGGACAGUUUGAGAAGCAUGAGGCUUUCCUGCCCUUUUCUGCUGGGCCUCGUGUGUGUCUUGGUGAAGGUCUGGCUCGAAUGGAGCUCUUCCUCAUCUUGGUCACUCUGCUGCGCCGGUUCCAGUUUGUCUGGCCUGAAGAUGCAGGAGAACCAGACUAUACUCCUGUAUUUGGAGUCAGUCUCAAACCCAAACCAUACAGGAUGGGGGUCAGACUGAGAUAAGCAGCUAAAGAAAUAAAGAAAGACCAAACAGGGAUGCAGCAAGUUUGCAAAAACUUGUUGAAAGAAAUGAAUCCAGGCUGUAAGAGGGAUACCUGGUGUUUCUGACCAGACUGAUUUCAAUGCCCCCCUCACUUUGAACAACAAUCCCUCCGGAAUCCAGCGAGGCUCGCAUAGAUGAAAGUUGAGGCUCCUCCCAGCAACGGAAACGCCAUAGAAAGCAUUGUGGUCGAGCACAUCUCCCCACGGUAGAAGAGAAACUUCUGGACUUUCUUUAUACAGCCUCUCUGGUGCCGUCCAGUGCUCUGUAGAGCUGCAGUGGGUCCGUGCUCGUCCUCACGGUGUUGCCCACUGCUCUGGAGAGUGCUAGUAAGCAGCGGCCUGCCUCUGAGAAUGUCACAGCAGGUCAGUCUGCCUCCGAGGACGUCGGUGUGGUUCAGCCUGUGUGUGUUUUCAAAACAGACCCCCCGCAGUCUCAGGAGUGCCCUGCCCAGCCGACCUCUGUGUCUCCAAACCUUCCCAUGGUCUCAAUGCCUCCAGACCUGCCCGUCCAAUCACACAAAACCUAAAUCAAAAGGAUGAAACCAACUGUUUAUAUUAUUAAUAGUUGUUAAUAAUGGUCCCCAGACACUGCCAAAAAAAGUUCACAUUUUUUCAAUAACAGCUGGGAAUAUAUAUAUAUAGUUUGCACAUAUAAAAAUAAUAUUUAAAUAACAUAUAAAUAUUUAAUAACAUAUAAAAGCACAUCUGGUUCUGUAAUGUACAGCAUCAGGUUCACUAAAUAAAAUACUCAUAUCAACAGUAGCAAAUUACUACUUUGGUCAUAGGUUGCAACAGAACUUAUUUCAGAACAUGUGGAGUGCAGUGUAACCAGCUUGGUAUUUUCUGAAAUUAGCUCUUUUGCAGACUAUGACCAAAGUGGCUCUUUCCUUCUAUGAGUAUUUUAAAGUUUGUGAUUCUGAACAUUACAGACCCAGCCAAGUAAUAGCAUUCUGACUGCUAUAAACAAGCUAACUGAAAAGACUGACCACUUUGGUAAAACUGGUGAGCAGAGUAGCAAGUAGUUGUUGACACCGUCGAUUUCCAUUCGUCCUGGGUUGUUUUGCUUCGGUUCUGUUCUGCUUGGCUGGUUUGGCCUACCUCUCUCUCUCUCUCUCCCCCCUUGUUUGCUCUCUCUUCUUCAAGCCCCUGCAAGUCAUUUGUGUAUUCUGGUUCAAAUUAGUUUGGCUCUACAACAUUUUAGAAACAGACCUUAUCAAAGUCCUCCACACACUUUGCCAUCUUCCAAACGUAGGUCAGAAAACUGUAAAAAUAAACUGUAAACAGAAGCUGCUGCCGGUGUUUUAUCAGAAGAAGUUCCCCCUCAAACUCACUUUCCAUUUGAUGACAAAUGAGGUUUUCGGGCGUGCACAUUCACUGAGCAACACCAAGCAACAUUGGAACUACAGAAAGCAAAAAGGUUAAAAAAAAAUGAUUUCAUGAUAAAUAUUAUUAUUAGUAUUUUUUUUUUUUUUACAGAUAUUUUUUGAGCUGUUCGUCUCUGACUGGGUCAAUAUGUUAGCUUGCGCGCUGAUUGAUCUCAGUUAAGAAUGCGGUUUAGGCCAUUUUCUCACAUCUCUGGCAGGAAACUUAACAGUUUCUUGUAAAACAUCUCUUAGCGUUCGACUUUUUACAAGGCUGAAGUCAGUUUCAAAUUCUCCAGUUUGUCGUUCACAUUGUUCCAUGGCACCUUAAAUGGUGCCUGGGGCUGCAACAUUUCAUGUGGAAAAAGAUCAUUUGAAUGAAGUUGAUUCUUUAGCGUUUUAUAGCUUCUUUAUAGCUAAUAACUAGGCGAGAUUGUUGUCUGCAUUGCUAUGGUGACCAGCAGUCCACUACAUUAACACCAGCAUUUAAGACCAUGUAUUGUUAAAACUCUGUUGAAUGCUCAGCAGAGCUUUAUUUUAUUGCACAGAAGGAUUAUUUUAUUUCUACCUAAAAAUGUCAUUUUUGCUGUGGAGCUACACCAGUGUUGCUGACCACUGAGGUAGACGAUGAAUGAGAGAGUACAGUGAAAACCUCUCCAGGAAACACAUUGCACUGACAUGGAUCAAAGAUUUUGGACUUGUCAAUGAACGGACAAAAUUCUGUUCAGUCUCUACAAAAUCUGUAGGUACAGCUAUUUUAACGGAAGUACUUGGAGGGUCUUAGAUAAGAUUGUUUUUUCCAAGAUCAUUGGCUCAGGUCAGUUAGGUUAGGCACACUUACAUUCAAGAACCAAUUUCAUUACAACCACUGUCCAUCCAGUGACUGCUGUCCCACUGCUCUCUGCUCUUUGUCAACAAACAGAUCAUAUCAGAGGUUCAUGGUCAUGUAAGUUCAUCACUUUAUAGCUUUGGGCCAGCUGAGUUCAUCACAGCAUUCAAGAGCCAACUGUCAUAAAUAAAGGGGAGGCCAGCUUGAGGUAGAUUACAAUGGUACGCAAUAAAGCUUAUGGUCUAAUUGUACAGUUGUUGGGGAAAUUGUCCAUCUAAAUAAAAUAAAUAAAUAAAUAUA
Molecule: messenger RNA, 4169 nt
Organism: Pygocentrus nattereri (red-bellied piranha)
Lineage: Eukaryota; Metazoa; Chordata; Actinopteri; Characiformes; Serrasalmidae
Product: cytochrome P450 2F2-like
Exons: 10
Coding region: 180-1640 (486 amino acids)
Biological process (GO): xenobiotic metabolic process
Cellular component (GO): cytoplasm; intracellular membrane-bounded organelle
Molecular function (GO): oxidoreductase activity, acting on paired donors, with incorporation or reduction of molecular oxygen, reduced flavin or flavoprotein as one donor, and incorporation of one atom of oxygen; iron ion binding; heme binding
Source: RefSeq, a predicted model, not a curated record